UGUUGAAAUUCUAUAUAAGAAAAGCAAUACUUUUUCUUCUCCCUUGCGGGUACAGCAUCGAUCAUAUGCUUGAAAACAGGGGUUAAGCAAGAACUCAGAAAUGAAUCACGGAAUUAUCUCAGCCGGAACCCAAGCUAGCUUACAUAUCUGCAAAUCACCCAAUAUCUCAGCCACAAAGUCCAUGUUUGAUCCUUCUUCUCACCUAACCUUCACUACCCAUUUCCCAGAAUCAAGCUUUUCUCUCAAAACUCAUUCCAAAUCUGUUAGAGCCAGUCCAAUUAAGGCCGCUGUGGCUGAUAGCGUCUAUGUUAACCCAGAGACUGUGAGUUUCUACGAUCUGUUAGGCAUCUCAGAGAGUGUUCCGCUCUCAGAAAUCAAGAAAGCUUAUAAGCAACUGGCAAGGAAGUACCAUCCUGAUGUGUCACCGCAGGAACAUACAGAGGAGUAUACCAAGAGGUUUAUUGAGGUUCAGGAGGCUUAUGAGACCUUGUCCGACCCCAAAAGAAGAGCUCUGUAUGACAGAGGCUUGCAUAUGGCUCUCUUUGCCGGAAAACAAUUCCACUACAACAUGGUUAGGGAAGGGAGAGGUGACUGGAAAGAGCAAUGGGAGUCUCAGCUCACAGAGUUAGAGAGAGAAAGGAACUGCAAUGAGGAGCUGAGAGAGAACAUGUCUUGGGGAGCUAGGAUGCGUAGGCAAAGAAGUGAAAGAUAUAAUUAAGAAAUUAUUAAUUGCAAUAACAGGCUCUGUAAUCCCUGUUUGGUCCAAAGCUAAGCUAGGAGGCUCUACUACGAUGGACUACAACUAGACAACAGCAGAACACUUCCUGAUCGAGCUCUCAUCAGAGUUAAAACUCAUAUAAUCUCAGUCUCCAAAACGAUUUCAGUAACAUGAAGCUAGCUUAUCAGAUUUGUGGGAUAUAUCCGAAUGGAUUCACACAGCCCUCUGUCAGUCCCUACCUACAACUUGAGGCUGGGUCGGGAAUUUGCAAUUAUAGUUGAAAACUAGUUUGGUGAUUUGAGUCUUUGCCUGUGCUACCAACCACCAAGUUAAUGAGUUUAUUGUAAAGGGGGAGAUAAAAACUUGUAUCUGAAUAAAUUGCAUGCACAUUCCAAGAAAUAUAAUUGUAUUUGUGAAUGCUAACUUCCAAUUACUUUCUCCAAA
Hevea brasiliensis (rubber tree) is the source of this 1162-nucleotide messenger RNA. RefSeq names its product chaperone protein dnaJ 20, chloroplastic-like. NCBI's taxonomy places the organism in Eukaryota, Viridiplantae, Streptophyta, Magnoliopsida, Malpighiales, Euphorbiaceae. Bases 101 to 718 code for a protein of 205 amino acids. The record is from RefSeq and is a predicted model, not a curated record. The transcript is spliced from 2 exons. Gene Ontology annotation, cellular component: chloroplast.